Molecule: messenger RNA, 3522 nt
Organism: Ananas comosus (pineapple)
Lineage: Eukaryota; Viridiplantae; Streptophyta; Magnoliopsida; Poales; Bromeliaceae
Product: disease resistance RPP13-like protein 4
Exons: 4
Coding region: 1320-3158 (612 amino acids)
Source: RefSeq, a predicted model, not a curated record
AUAAUAAAAAUAUAAAAAUAAAUAAUAAAUAAUAAAUAAUAAUAAUAAGAAUUGAAUAGAAAUAGAAAAAUAGAUGUUAUUCUGCGGCCUAUACUACCGUCCAAUCUCCAUUCCAGCCGUGCUUCUUCUGCCUUUUGGAAGAGAAACGAGAAAGAAUGGUGGAGACGUACGCUUGAUGGGCCGUUCUUUGGGCGCUGAAAUUAUUAGUUGGGUAGGAGGAUUUGAAGAAAAUGAAGGAAUUUCAAAAAUGGAUAUUAUUGUUCUUGUCAUAACGAACAAAACUCAAAGAGGGGAGUUCUCCGGCGAGACCUUCUUGAACCGCUCCCCAUCUAUUGUCAUAAGUCUAAACAGCACGUAUCUUAAAGAAACAAUUAAUAGGAGUUGCUAAGAAAAUCCAAUCUGCUUUAUUAAUUUUGGAUCCAUUACUUAAAUAGAAAUACUAAGUCUACAACUCAAAAAGGGUGUAGGAUCACAAUAAUCAAUCCAAGGAUUGUAAUCCUAUCUCUAGGGUUUAUGCAAUCCUCUUUGAUUCUUAAUAUUAGAAUGGGCAAGUUGGAAGAAAAACUUUAUGAUGAUUUCUACUAGUCAUAUCACUUUCUUUUCUUUAAGUAUUAAAGCCCAAGAAGGGUUGUAUAAACCCUGGAGGUAGGAUAACAACCAUUGGAUUGAUUGUUGUAAUCCUACAACCUUUUUGAGUUGUAGACUUGGCGUUUUUUUCGUAAGUAACGGAUUCAAAAUUAAUAAAGAAGAUUGGAUUUUCUUGCCGACCCCCAUUAAUUGUUCCCGGCAGCAGAUGGAGAGAGCUCCUCAAUGAGGUCUCAUUAGGGAGUUCCUCACUUGAUUUUGUCCCGUUAGAAUGUAUGCAGCUAUUGUCCUAUAUAUAAACUAAAUGAUACGUGUUAUAAAAUUUCAGCCCAUAAUAAGAGAAAUUACGAUAUGUAUAUGCCAUCUAGAGAUCAUUAACAACACAAGAGUACAUGGCUUUCAAGUCUACAUUCGAAUUUAAAUUUAUCACAAUUUAUGGAUGUAUCGAAUAUUGGUCUGCGCACAUUACAGAGUGGUUCUGGAAGCUGUAGCUGUGGCCUGUGGGAUCAGUGCAUGGUUAUGUGGUUUGUGCACAUCCUAUGGUUUUAUGUAAUAGCAGUCCUAAAAAUCAAAACGAUCCCAAGACAAAUUUGCGAUAGCAUUCUUGCAAAAAUAUGCUCAAAGUUUUUGCUAAUCUCGACACUUGUCUUUGACUUUCAGCAAACCCUCUUUCAUUUCUUAGAAACAAGCCAUCUGAUGAUUCCUUUCCUGAUUUGACUCCAAUUAUCUGAUUAAUGGAAGCAGAAUCUGUGGCAGGAGAAGAGCUGUCUCACCUGUCUACCUGCAAUGGAGUGGUCAACGGAAAAGAAAAUGUGUUGGAGACUGCCAAGGAUCAUGUGCUUAAAGAGAAUAAUGAUUUUGGGAUGAAGAAUAUGUUCGAGAAGAUUGUGAGGGAUAUCCAUGACAUAAAGGAUGUUCUCCUUGAGAGACGUGGAGCGGAGAGAGAUCUGAUGUAUGACUUUGGAGCUGUGGCCCGACAUGUGGAUAACAUGUUUGACGGUGUUACCAAUCACCCUAAAACUGAGCUUCAAAAUAUUGAACAGUAUAUCACAUUUAUAAAGGAAAUUCUCAUACCUCAGUCCGAGCUUUCUCCAGUCAUUGCCACUUCGAGUGUUGAGACAUCCGGUUCUUCACGUCAUUCAACAUUCGAAGUUGGGGAAGCAUCAAACACAGCACAUCUCUAUAGCGCAAAAAAUUAUGCACAACAGAGUACUGCUAUGACAUUUAGUGAGGAGACCAUAAGUAUGCUUGAUCCCCAAUUGAGACAUUGCAUGUUUUGUCUUGCUGUUUUCCCAGAAAAUUCGGUUGUGAAGAAGAGAUUGUUGAUAUACUGGUGGAUUAGUCUGGGACUUGUGGAGUCUACACAUGGGAGAACAGCUGAGGAGAAUGGCGAGAUCAUCUUGAUGGAGCUAAUUAAUACAGGUUUAGUCAUACCCAUUUAUAGAGAGCAUAAUAGGGUAGUGGACCGCUGCAGGUUGCAGUCACAAAUUCGUGAACUUACGAUUUCUGCUGCUGAAGAAAACCAAUUCCUUUCAAUGAAUCCAGAAGGACAUGCAGGAUCAACAUUCAGAGGCAACCAAGAGGAUGGUACUCUACUAGUCUUUAGCACUACGAUAGCUCAGAACGAAGUGUGGACAUUGUUCAACAUAGAUAGGAAAUACUUGAAAUUUGAAGAGAGCUCGUACCCAAGAUUGAGAAAUAUGGCUGUGAUGCAAAUUGGGCGGUGGCGUUGCUUGGAACGCCACCAUAUUGAAGUAGAAAAUAAGCUACGCCACCAUAUUGAAGCAGAAAAUACUGAGUUCUUCAAAGGAUUGGGAACUGAACUGAAAUACCUGAGUCUCCAAGGCAUUUCAAGGAUAACGCAACUUCCAGAUUCGAUUGGCAAUCUCACCAACCUGAUUAUAUUGGAUCUCCGAGCAUGUCACAAUUUGGAAGAGCUACCAGUCAAGCUCACAUUGUUGAAAAAACUAACACACUUGGAUGUUUCAAAGUGUUAUCUACUAGAUCACAUGCCUAAAGGGCUUAGCUCACUCACCAAUCUGCAAGUGUUGAAGGGCUUUGUGAUUGGAAACACGAGAAGUAAAGAUCCAUGCCGGCUCGGUGAUCUGUCCAGAUUGAUGAAACUGAGAAAACUAAGUAUUAACAUUGGGCGUGAGUCGAUGAUUACUGAAGGGGAUUUUGAUAAACUGAAAGAGUUCACUGCCCUUCGGUCGUUGACAAUAACAUGGGGAGUGCAUGACACAGAGCAUGACAGUUUGACGUUACAACUUUCUACACCUGAGAAACUUGAAAAGCUAGAUAUCCGAUGCUUCCCAAGAGCUGAGCCACCGACCUGGUUAAAUCCGAUGGCAUUGGGGAGCUUAAAAAGGUUGUAUAUCCGGGGAGGAAAGCUUUCUCAUCUUGGUGACAAUAUUUGGGAUGUGAAGGUGUUGCGCCUUAAGUUCUUGAAGGACUUUAGUAUCGAAUGGUCUCAGUUGCUUCGCAUUUUCCCCCGUCGAUUGCGCUUGGAAUACUCGAAUUGUCCCAAACUGACAUCCUUCCCUCGUACCGAUGACGGAAUAUGGGUAACAUAAGAACAAUGAUUCAUUAGGAUGCAUCGGCACUUCUCUGCAGGAAUGUCAAUCAUUUGAACUGUAGGAUGCCCACUACAUGCAAUGCAUUUCACAGGAGCUUGGUAUCAACUAAUAUCUGCACAAUAUCUAUUAUAAAAGGAUUUAGUGUUAUGUUCUCCUGCCAAUGUUAGUGUUGCAUUACUAUGGGCCUUUUCUUCGAAAGACAAUCGUAAUAUUACAGUGUUUUAGCCUGCCCUCUUUUCGUGUGUUGAGGGGACAGUAGGGUUAAAGUGUCUGGAACUUAUCUGAACUUUUGGUUCAUUUUGGGCCCACUAGUAAAUGUUUAGAAGUUUUGAUUUUGCUAUCAAAAUUUUAAUUUAUGUAA